AUGUUGGGCAAGACAUUUAGUGAGAAGACGAUGAUUAAUGGUUCCUCAUCUGGGUCACUCUACCUUGGUGAGCCAGUGGUCUUCACAGUCAAGGAAGGCAACGAGGAAGGACUUUUUGCCUUAGAUAGUUCCAGUGGACGUCUCACCCUCACCCAGCCACUCGACUUUGAACAACAAGAACAGCACGAGCUGGUGGUUGCGGCUGCGGCGGGGGAGGGGCGAAGCGAGGCGCGGGUGGUGGUGCGGGUGGUAGAUCAGAACGACCACGCCCCUGUCUUUCCCAGGACCCUCCAUGAAACUCAGAUCACUGAAGAGGACGACAGGCACCUUCCCAAGACCAUACUCACGGUGACGGCGAAGGACGGGGACGCUGGGGACUACGGCCACCUCCACUAUUCCCUCUCCGGCGACGGCGUCUACACGAACGGCACAAGACCGUGCUUCGCUGUCGACUCCACCACCGGCGCCAUCCACCUCCUGCGACCGCUUGACCGCGACCCGCCUUAUGGGAGGUCACAGUGGCGGCUGCGGGUGACAGCCACGGACGGACAACAGGAAGCAGUCACUGCAGUUCACGUCAACCUGAAGGACAUCAACGACAACGCGCCGUUCUUCCCGCACCACGUCGUCAACGCAACCAUCUCGGAGAACACUCCCGAGGGGGCGGCCGUAGCUCAGGUCUCCGCUACAGACAAUGACGACCCCCGCGAGGGGCAAAAUGCACGCCUCGUGUACUCGCUGGAGAAGAACGUGAUCGACGAGACUUCAGGUAGACCCAUCUUCGCAGUGGACAGCGAGAAGGGACUCAUCACCACCGCCCUCUGCUGUCUAGAUAGAGAGAAGACUCAGAGAUACGCCAUCCAGGUCGUGGCUACAGACGGUGGGGGACUCAAAGGCACAGGCACGGUGCUGGUGGAGGUGACUGACGUGAACGACGUGCCUCCCAGGUUCUCCAAGCCAGAGUGGACACUAGACGUGUCAGAGAGCCUCACACCAGACCACGUCCUCGCCACCCUCUCUGUCCUAGACCAAGACAUCUCCAACAACUUCACUUUCAGGGUCAGUUACAAUAUCUAAAAAAAAUUAUUUUUGU
Messenger RNA from Cherax quadricarinatus, 1093 nucleotides. Lineage: Eukaryota; Metazoa; Arthropoda; Malacostraca; Decapoda; Parastacidae. The record is from RefSeq and is a predicted model, not a curated record.